CCGGAACGAAUUUCUAUUAUCAUGUAUACCUAGAUAUAUCAGUGAGUAUACUAAACAGUAAACGUGUUUAUGAUGUGUUUUAGUAUGUUUGAACAUAGGUAGUUAGGUAUAUUAUGCCGAAUCAAAUUCAUGAGCUGAACAUACAGCAGUGAACAACAACAGCCGUUAAAACACGUCGUUAUUGUCAAUUAAACGAUUGUCGAUUUGUGUAGUUGUGUAGUAUUGCGAUAAGUGGCAAACGUACGUUCGUCGUUCGUGUAGACGUGUAGACACUAGACAGUGUAGUUGUGGUGGGUACUAUUUUCGUUUAUCGUCAUCAUUGUCGUACUUCGGCGAGUUCGUUAAUUUAUUAUUAAUAGUUCAGAGACUAUGACCUUUCAUUUAUGUUAUGAAAAUUAAAAGUUUAUGAACUCUGAGUAGAACUGGUGAAGUUAUUUUAUCAGACGUGACUUGAUUUUAAUCGAUAUUAUCAUUUACCUAGUACAUAGUGGUGUACAACUACGAUUAUGUCUUCGCAAAAUAAACCGCGACGGACUAGUAGUCACAAAAAAAGAAAACUACAUUAUGAUUCGGAUGAAAUAUCAUUGGAUCGUAAUUUAGAAUUGUGUAUAGAUUCUGCAUUUAAGAAAAAUUCCCAAACAUCGUCGGAAAUUCAGAUUGACCUAUUUGGCGAAAUUAUUCCACCUGAUGUGUGCAUCAGUAAUGCAGAUGCUAAAAACAAAUCGGUUAAGAAGACGCCUGUAUCAAGGAAAAAGAAAUUGCCUAAUAAAGACACUUUAAUUGAUACUCCAGUGAUAAGACCUAAAAGAGUGUUUAUUCCUACUCCAAGGAUGAUGAAAGUAAUGAUGGAGGCACAAAAGGAAUUGUACUCCUUCAUGAACAGUAGUCCAAGUAAUGUUUCGAUUGCAUCAACCGAUAGUCUUAAUGUUAGCGGAGUACAACAUUUACAAAACAGUCCUAUAACAACUAUAAGAAAUGAACCUAAAAUAAAAAAAGAAAGUAAUGAUAAUGAUAAGAAAUCUCAACAAGUUCUUAAAGGAGUUGUUGCAUUUAUUGAUUACAAAAUCGACAAUGAUAAGUGUGAUUCCAGCAUUGCUAAUCAUCUCAUUAAUUUGGGUGCUAAAGUUGAAAAAACAUUCAAUAAAAAAGUUACACAUGUGAUGUUCUGUGAUGGCUACCGAAGUACAUAUAAUAAAGCUGUUAAACGUAACAUUCCAUUAGUUUCAGCAAGGUGGAUGGAAUAUAGCAAAUUAGCUAAUAAGAUACUAGAUCCAAUUGACUAUCCGCCUGUUGGUAUGGAAAAAUACACUAAAAAUCCAUCAAAAAUUAUUAAUAUUCCAAAACUCAAGACUUAUAAAAAGUCUCUUAAACCAAGUAAUAUUGAACGAGAUCAGCUAUUUAAAUCAAACUGUGAUAACCUUAUGAAACAAUUCAAUCUCAGUAUAAACCAUAAUAAUGGAAAUGAAGAAAAGUGUUCUAACAGUGACACUACUCCUCAAACAAAUAUUGUGAAUAAGCUAGAUGAUAUUUAUAAAUCAGACAAUAUCGUAAAUUUAUUAUCAGAUGACCUUUGUAAAGUAUUAAAUGAAAUUGAUAGUCCUGUACCAAAUGAACUAAUGGACGAGUCAAAUGUGCCAAUACCAAUUUCAAUAUUAAGAAAGCAUCUCACACCUGAUGGAAAGGAGAAUACAACAUCCAAAAAACUCGAUAGUAAAAUAGUUAAAAUUGAAGAACGACUAAAUUUAAAUUUUCAAGCUAGAAAGCGAUUUCGUAAGCUAUUAUUUCCUUCUGAUGAGGAUUUAAAUAACAUUCACAAAGUCACAAAUUUUCCAACUCAAACUAAAGACAGUAAUUCUAGAAUGCCUAUAAAUUCUACAAUUUACCAGACACCAAAAGAUUCUUUUGCAGAUAAUAACAAUAUAGUAUUACAGUCAAUUGCCUGUACUGGAAUGACAAAAGAUGAAACGAAAAUUUUGAAGUCAUCUAUAAAAAACUUGGGAAAAUUCAAUUUCCAUACUAAGGUGAAACCUAUGACUACUUAUUUAAUUACCAAAUCACAAUCUAAUCAAUCAUUAGAUAUAGUAUUUGCAAUGUCUUAUGGCUGUUUCAUCGUUUCAGAAGAUUGGGUAUACGAAUCACACAGAACUGGAAAAUGGUUAUCUCAUCAACCCUAUUUAAUUUCAGAAUUGUCGGAACCUGUUAAAGAAUUUCAAAUACAACGUCGCUCAACAUUUGGUUCAGUGUUGAAAUUUCAUAUAUUUGAUAAUGCUGGCAAAAUAUAUAUAUCAGAUACCUGUAAAUCACCUGCCAAACUUUUAAAACGAUUGGUGAAUGCUUGUGGUGGCCAUUGUACAAGUACCAAAUCUAUUGCAAAUGUUGUGAUAGGUGAUACGCCACAAAUGGAUGACAAUAUUCAUGAAAAAUGGAUUUUAGACUGCAUAUCCCAAGGGAUAUUAUUGAAUAAAAAUCAUUAUAAGUUAGUUAAUACUAAUGAAUAUUGAUAUUUUGAGCUGUGAAAUAAUUUUCAUAUAAACCAGUAUGAAUACAUUUUUGCUAUAGUAUUAUAAUUUAUUUAUUUUGACCACAUUGUAUGUAUUUAGACUAUAUAUUUUUGUCUAUUUUGUGUAUUUUCUUAUCAAAAAUCAUUGUAUAAUAAAGUAAAUACUAUUUUGGUUACAAAUAUAAAAAAUAAUAAAUUCUUAUAAUUUUUUUA
Molecule: messenger RNA, 2713 nt
Organism: Aphis gossypii (cotton aphid)
Lineage: Eukaryota; Metazoa; Arthropoda; Insecta; Hemiptera; Aphididae
Product: microcephalin-like
Exons: 8
Coding region: 507-2501 (664 amino acids)
Biological process (GO): mitotic cell cycle
Source: RefSeq, a predicted model, not a curated record